CGCGUCGAUUUCGCACCUGCGCAAUUGGCAACGUACACACGACACGAUCACGCUUGUCCACGUCCCGAACCUCGAAACUGCUCGAAACGAGACGAGCGUUCCUGUCCUCCGCCGUCACGUCCGUAUAUUUGCUCACGAUGAACGCGUGGACGCAAUACUUCAAAUCCAUCCCGACGCACAUGGAUUACGAUGGUCAAGCCAGAGCAGAGAAAUUGUCGCGGGUCAUAAUAACGUUGUUCGGGGUAGUUGGCUUAAUUUGGGGAUACGUUAUUCAACAAUUUUCUCAAACGAUCUAUAUUCUGGGCGCCGGUUUCGUGAUGGCGGCGUUGAUCACUGUACCUCCAUGGCCUAUGUAUCGUCGCAAACCAUUGGAAUGGCAAAAGCCACAGUCCGAAGUUACCACAAAGCAAAAGAAGAAGAAAUAAUUUUGCUGCACUUAUUUAUAAUACCUCACACGAAAUGAAGUUUAACAUAAUGAAAUUUCGUGCAAUCUUCAAUGGCACAAAUUCGACUGCCGAUUGUGCAAAACUAUGCAUUUGUUUCCAUGCAAUUAUGAGAUACAAAUGUGUUUAAUGUGUGAAUGCAAGUGUACGUCCACAGUAUGAGUGUUUAUUUUAGGUUUCUUUUGUAAGAUACGUGUAUUAUCUAUACUUAAAUAUUCGUUGGCUGUAUAAAUGUGAAUUACGAAUAAAAAUAACACUGUAGCAUAAAAAUAGAUUUAUGAACUUGCACAAUUACCUUGUGACCUACAAACUGAGGUAAUUUUUUAACAGUCAGCUGAGAUAAGAUUUUUAUGCCAGCUCGAAUGAUUUUUAAAGGAAUAAACUAUAAAUCUGUUAUUGAUCAAUUAAA
Solenopsis invicta (red fire ant) is the source of this 852-nucleotide messenger RNA. RefSeq names its product signal peptidase complex subunit 1 (gene Spase12). The record is from RefSeq and is a predicted model, not a curated record. The transcript has 3 exons. Bases 138 to 425 code for a protein of 95 amino acids. Gene Ontology annotation, cellular component: signal peptidase complex; endoplasmic reticulum membrane. Gene Ontology annotation, biological process: protein targeting to ER. Lineage: Eukaryota; Metazoa; Arthropoda; Insecta; Hymenoptera; Formicidae.